Anarrhichthys ocellatus (wolf-eel) is the source of this 6278-nucleotide messenger RNA. It is a transcript of the gene git1, whose product is annotated as G protein-coupled receptor kinase interacting ArfGAP 1. The record is from RefSeq and is a predicted model, not a curated record. Gene Ontology annotation, molecular function: GTPase activator activity; small GTPase binding. The coding region runs from base 384 to 2741 and encodes 785 amino acids. Gene Ontology annotation, cellular component: cytosol; synapse; postsynapse. Lineage: Eukaryota; Metazoa; Chordata; Actinopteri; Perciformes; Anarhichadidae. Gene Ontology annotation, biological process: brain development; synaptic vesicle recycling; regulation of ARF protein signal transduction. The transcript is spliced from 21 exons.
GGCUGCAGGGAUGUUGGGUGUGUGUGUGUGUGUGUGUGUGUGCGCGGAAACUGACAGGUAGAGAGCUGCCGUCUCCCGGUGAGUUGCAGGCAAUGCAGCGAAGAUAUUUAGUAAAUAUUCCGUUAUGAGGUUCAUACAAACAGCCGGAUUAACCAUGUUCGCAUAGCACUGGCUCCAGGCUUGACUUCGGCAGUGGACGUGGGCGAAGAGACCGCAGGAUCAAACGGGAAAUCCAACUGUCAGCUGGCCCCGGGAAAACCGAUCACACCACCCGGCUUCCGGGGAUUCAAGGGCCGCAUCGGGAGACAGCAGACGUCGGUCGGUAGCUCCGGGGGAGUAAGGGCGAACCACCACAUCAUCACGGCCAUCCACCGACUUUCGAGAUGUCAAGAAAGCUACAAAGGACAGAGGUCUGCGCCGACUGCAGUGCGCCAGACCCGGGCUGGACCAGCAUCAACCGCGGGGUCCUGAUCUGUGAUGAAUGCUGUUCAGUCCACCGCAGCUUGGGCCGCCAUAUCUCCAUAGUCAAGCACCUGAGGCACAGCGGAUGGCCUCCCGCACUGCUGCAGAUGGUCCAGACCUUGGCCAGUAACGGGGCCAACUCCAUAUGGGAACACAGUCUCCUGGACCCUGCUCAGGUACAGAGCGGUCGUAGGAAACCCAACCCCCAGGACAAAGUCCAUCCCACUAAGUCCGAGUUCAUCAGAGCCAAAUACCAGAUGCUGGCCUUUGUGCACAAGCUGCCCUGCCGUGAUGAUGACGGCGUCACUACCAAGGACCUCAGUAAGCAACUACACUCGAGUGUACGGACAGGGAGUUUGGAGACGUGUCUUCGGCUGCUGUCCCUCGGCGCUCAGGCCAACUUCUUCCACCCGGAGAAAGGCACUACCCCGCUCCAUGUGGCGGCCAAGGCAGGGCAGAUCCUGCAGGCCGAGCUGCUCGUGGUGUACGGUGCUGACCCCGGAGCACCGGACAUCAACGGACGCACGCCUAUGGACUACGCGAGGCAGGCGGGCCAUAUAGAGCUAGCAGAUCGGCUGGUAGAGUGUCAGUACGAACUGACGGACAGACUAGCUUUCUACCUUUGUGGACGGCGUCCAGAUCACAAGAAUGGCCAUUAUAUCAUUCCUCAAAUGGCAGACAGAGCUCGUCCUAAGUGCCCGACACAGAGUCUGGACCUCUCAGAAUUGGCCAAGGCUGCCAAGAAGAAGCUCCAAGCGCUCAACAACCGGCUGUUUGAGGAGCUGGCGAUGGACGUCUAUGACGAGGUCGAUCGCAGAGAAAACGAUGCGGUGUGGCUUACGACCCAGAACCACAGCACUCUGGUAACAGAGCGCAGCGCGGUGCCCUUCCUUCCAGUCAAUCCUGAAUACUCUGCCACACGCAACCAGGGCCGUCAGAAGCUGGCUCGUUUCAACGCGCGGGAGUUUGCCACGCUCAUCAUCGACAUCCUGAGUGACGCCAAAAGGAGACAGCAGGGGAAAGGACUCAGCAGCCCUACUGACCCAUUAGAUCUGGGCAUUGACGAUGACCAGCAUGACUACGACAGCGUAGCGUCGGAUGAAGACACAGACAGCGAGCUGACCACCCAGAACAACAACAACACGCAACGCAGCAACCGUGCAAAGAGUAUGGACUCAUCAGACCUGUCAGACGGCCCCAUCACCCUGCAGGAGUACCUGGAGGUGAAGAAGGCUCUGGCCUCCUCAGAAGCCAAGGUGCAGCAGCUGAUGAAGGUCAACAACAACCUGAGCGAGGAGCUCCGGCGGCUCCAGAAGGAGAUCACGCGGAUGCAGACAGAGAACAGUGCGCUGCGGGGGGGCCAGCAGGCUGGGGGGCCAGCUGGCCAUGGGGUAGGGGGACCUGGCGGAGGAGGAGGGGGGGGCGGAGGAGGCCACUGGCAUGGGGGCGGGAUGAGAGGAGGAAUAGGCGGAGGGGGCCUGAGUGGGUUCGGGACAGGAGUGGACCCCCCGGGGCUGUCGGCUCCCUCCUCGGUCGCCCCCAACUCCCAUCCCCACCGAAGGGACCGCCAGGCCUUCUCAAUGUACGAGCCGGGGGCGGCCCCCGGCCCCACGGCCCAUGGUCCUCCAGUCCUGGACUCCCUGGCAGCCCGCCUGCAGCCCCUCAACACAGCCAACGCACGGAAGGGUGGUACAGCGCCGUAUGGAGGCCAUCAUCUGUCUGGAUCUACAGAGAUGGGCCGAUACAUGGUGACGAAAUCAGAGAAGCACGGCAGUGGCACUGACAGCGACUACGACAACACACAGACAUACGACCUCUCGCUAAGUAUGGGCCGCAGCAGUGAGGAGGAAGGUCGUGGGGACACUGAGGAGGGAGGAGGGGACGCCUGGGAGCCGGACCCCACCUUGCCCUGCACAGAGGACGUCAUACUGAAGACUGAGCAGGUGACCAAGAACAUCCAGGAGCUGCUCAGGGCUGCUCAGGAGUUCAAACACGACAGCUUUGUUCCGUGCUCUGAGAAGAUCCACUCAGCUGUCACUGAGAUGGCCUCACUCUUCCCCAAACGCCCGGCGUUGGAUGCAGUGCACUGCUCCCUCCGCUUGUUGGCGUCCAGUGCCUCGCGGUUGCAGGUGGAGUGCCGCAAGGCGGCGCCCUCGGAGCCCGGGGGCCCCGCGGUGGACUACCAACUCCUCACUCAGCAGGUCAUCCAGUGCGCCUAUGACAUCGCCAAGGCUGCCAAGCAACUGGUCACCAUCACCACUCGAGAGAAGAAACAGUGACCCAACAAAUGCAUGGAUGGAGAGGGGAGAGGGAACUGAUUAAUGCAUGGGUGGGCCAAGAGGGAUGGGAGGGGCUUCUACAGCAGGAAGCGGGGAGACGGAGGGAAAACCUGAUCACACUGUAGAUGUUAGAAAGAGGGAGGGGGAGUAACCGGGAGAACGAUGGGCGCAAUGAAGAAAGAAGAAGUUUGUAAUAUGCAUGGGAAAGGAAUCGGAUGAAAGCAAAGAGAAUUGAUGUUUAGUAGAAACACUACAGAGGACCGGAGGAGAAAAUCCACAAGUGUGGAAGAGAAAGUAGGGAAGGACAAGUAGAAGGGUCCCACAGCCUGCUGCAAGCUAAAGAAACUGUUGGAAUCAGAUGUGUAUAAUUAACCGCUAAAAACUGUGACAAGCAUACGUGAAAAACACAACGACGGCGAUGUGCAGUGAACUGGAUCCGGAGAUGUUACCGCUUUAUUUAUUCUUACACCCCCCCCCCCCCCGUUUACCUGAGCUAGAGAGUGAGGGAGUGUAUGCUGCGAGAGAGGGAAGUAGGUAUCGACCUACCGCAAGCUACGCCACAUCAUCUCCAUCCCUCCAUCAGGUGGAGUUGGGACAUUCUCUCCUUCCUCCCCCCCCCCCCCUCUCUCUCGCUCUCACUCCAACCCGACACGAGGCUCCUCCGUCUCCUACCCCGUCCCAGACAGGAUGCGCUUGCGGUGCAGAGAAAAGACCCCCUGGGACCCAUCCGGCUCCACCCUACUCAUCACCCCACUCAGGCUCUCAAGAUGCUUCCUCCUGGGUUAGCUUUUUGCUGGAGGGGGGGGGGGGGCUCCAGCAUUUCUCCGACCCAGUGCCCCCUACUGUCGGUGGUACACAGCAUGAUCUGGCAUGUUUUAAUUCCUUUCCUCUCUUCUUUUUUCUUUGAUGUUUUUUAAUACGCAGAUUGGUUUGGUCUGCACCUCUGAGGACGAUGAUUACUGACACAAACAAAACACUUACACUGGAAUAAUUUUGAAUUAUUGUUGUCGUUUAUCAUGCCUAUUGUUUUUAUUUUUUUUUGUAUUGAUAUUUUUACUGUCAUCUUGAUUUAACUGUGUAUGUAUGUUUAUUUUAUUGUUUCAAAUAUGAUUCUCAUUUAGUGGUGGGAGUAUGUGCUCGACUGGGAUUCAAGAAAACACACACACACACACACACAGUUGAGGGUGUUUCUUCAUGACGCGAGGUGUCCUGUGGCCAAGGGGUUGAACGGUUGCCAAAAGGGGAGAGGGUGUUGGAGGGAGAUUUGUUUUUGUUUUUGAUUUUCUGUCAGACCGAAAGCCCCUUGGUGCGUUAUGACAGGCCCCCGGAUCAAAAUGCUCUCCUCAUGUGUCCUCAACUGUCGUUAGGUCCUGACGUAUCGUAUCAAUUGCCUCAUUUAACAGAGCCAGUGGAAUCAUCUCAGAAUCAAUCCCAUAUUCAUUUUUGCUGUGCCAAGCAGGAUGAUAUUUGGUCCCCCCCCCACCCCCCCACCCCCAAACGUCACAUUGAAGCACAUCCUGGUAUGUUUGCAGUUUAAGUAGUCCUGUGGAAAGCACCAGAUCCAGCACCCUGAAAAGUGAUGAUAGAUACUCAUUACAUCGUUUCAUCUGAGAAAAAAAAACUCAUUUGAAAUGGUUUUAACCAGCUCAUGAGUGCUUGAUGUAGUUUGGCGUGUAUUAUGUUCAGUUCUCAGACUGUCUGGCAAGCAGAAUCACACCGCUCUGUUCUCCGUCACGGCCUGCUGAUCUGGGCCACAGAAGUUGUCCCUUCUAGCUCACCAUCUCUGAACUCUGCCAAUGGGAGACGGCAUUGGGAACAAAGAUGUUUUUAAAGUUCUUUUUUUUUUUUUGUUGUGUGUUUUCAAAAAGAGAGCGCUCUUCCCCUUCGCUUGUUGUACUGUGUCCUGAACAAAUAAGGUCACAUCUGUAACAAAAUACGCAGACGGGAUCUAAAGAUUCUCUCCUUGCUGGCAGGAGGACCGUCCUCUUCUAGUUUACCGUCACCACUGACUGUUUGUCAAAGUCUUUGUGGCUUUAAUAGUUGGUUGUUCUCGCGUUGGUGUAUUCUAUAAUCCGGCUUGGUGCUCAGAAGGCCUCUGCACAUAACAUUGACCUCAUCCUCCAAACAGCUGUUACAUCUCAGUCUUUUCCUCUCGUACUGCUGCCUUUCAGCAAGAAGCAAUUAGACCUUAAUUAGCCCCGAACACUUUGAGAGACGGACGCUAGACCACCGGCAGCACCUCCCUGUUCGCUCUAUUCGUGUCUAGUUUAUCCACUCCGCCCUCUUAUCAUCACUCGGGGUCUGUGAGUGUCCGUGUUCGUCAGCCUCUCACACAGUCGCACGCGUCUCUGUAGGGAAGGAUGGAUUGUUUUUCUUCUGUACCCUGUCGAAACAAAUCGUGUCCAGAAGACUCGUGACAUGUAUCAUCGUUUGAUAUCGGUUGCCUUUUGGACAUCAUCAUCAGCUCCUGGCUGAGUUAGAGUGAUGUUGUACUGACUGCUGAAACAACAGAGAUACUUACACACACACACACACAAGGGGGGCCAGCAGCAGUGCUCGCCCCUUCAAUCAUGAUUGCCCAAGUUUUAGACUAGAGCCAUAUAUAUGAACAUAUAUUUUCAUGCUAUAUUUUAUAUUAAGCUAUAUGUUAGGUAUGUCUGCGAGAUAUUUAUGUCUUAUUUGUUGGCCCAAGUGGGCUUCAGGCUACGGGAGCUGUCCAAAUUCUUCCUUCAGCGCUUCAGUCUUGACACCAAUGUACUCGUAGGUAUUUUGAGUCUCGUGAAUACGGUCAUGCUGUGGUAUUAGCCCCUUAUGUAGUUAUAGUGUACAUAGUAGCGAUCCUACCGAAGAGCGGGAACAACAGUUCUAUUGUCAAACACCAGCGGGGUGAAGUAGGAUCUACAUUAUGUACCGCACUUCCCCCCCCCCCCCAAGGUCUUUGUUCAAGUACAUUGGGUGCAGGACGCAGGGUUUGAUUCGGGAUGGGGCAAUAGGAAAGGUCUGAAGCGCACUUCGGCUUAGCACUAUACGGUCAUCUCAAAAAUGUCGGGAGGAGGGUCAACAAUGCACAUGGCCCAGUCCUUUCCCCGAGUUAGUUGACACUACAUAGGGUGCCUCUAGUAUGAAUGUCUAAGGCCUCCGCCAGUUCAUGUCCAACACACGUUCUACACCGUCAUCAUGUCCAGGACUCAGCGCAUACUCUACAACGUCACAAACACACACUCUCAACUUCUCAGUUGGACCAAGCCUUCUACAAAGUACAAACAUUAAGUCUGCAGCCAGUGAAUCACACACACACACACACACACACACACACACACACUUGUGACACGCAGCCAUUGGCAGUGCACUGUGGCCUGUACUGUUGCUGUCCCUGUGUUUCUUCACAGCUCUACACUUUGGGAGAUGGGCGACGGAAGAGUUAUCUUUUAACAGAAGACGUUAAAAACUGUAUAAAGUAGAUGAAACAAUGACUUAAAGAGGUCAAACGUAAUGGAAACUCAUAAGCUGUACAUUUGUAAUAAAAUAGUAAAACAA